Messenger RNA from Gryllus bimaculatus (two-spotted cricket), 1101 nucleotides. NCBI's taxonomy places the organism in Eukaryota, Metazoa, Arthropoda, Insecta, Orthoptera, Gryllidae. The record is from the annotation of a GenBank genome assembly.
AUGGCAUCUGAAAAGGGUUCUGAUAGUUCUAAUGGUGAGACAGUGGAUCAGGUUUGCCGUGACUUUCUUCGGAAUGUGUGUCGUCGAGGAAAGAGAUGCAAGUAUUCGCAUCCAAAUGAAAGUGAACAGGAAAGUCUUGGAGCUGCUGUUGGAGCUGGCAAAAAAGAAUAUGUGUUUUGCCAUGAUUACCAGAAUACUCAGUGUACACGGCUUAAUUGCCGCUUCAUUCACUGCACUAGAGAAGAAGAACAUUUCUUCAAACUGACAGGAGAACUACCUGAGCAUGUGUUACAAGACAGCAUCAGAAAAGGCAUCACUAUUGAUCCUUCAAAUCCAGGCAAUGCACCUGUAUGUAAGGACUACUUAAAAGGAAGUUGUCGGCGAGCUGGAAAAUGCAAAUUUCGUCAUUUGACAUUAAGAGAGUAUGAAAUUGAGCUUGGAUUCCAUAUUGGAAGUCUACCAUCCUGGCAGAGUCCUGGCUCUACAACUACAACAACAACAAACACAACAGCAGCAGUUGCGGCAGCGGCUUCUGUUACGACUUCAAGGCGUCGUGGCUAUGAGGACGGUGAAUAUGAUUAUUAUGGUAAGACCAGUACUGCUGGUAUUGGAUAUGAUGGUGAAUUAGGUCCACCGGAAGUGAAACGUCGUCAUAUUGUGAGUCUGGAUCCACACACUCAUACAAUUUGUAUUCGUGAAGAGCCUGAGAUUCCAAGUGAGCAUGCCUAUCCAGCACAAGCGACUACAACUGACAUGGCAGCAUAUCAUGCUGCCACACAGAGUACGCUUGCUGAAGAUGGAACUACUACAGAAGUGCCACAACCUGAAACAGAAGAGCAGAAAGUCCAAGUGGCUGCCACUGAAGCUCCAGCUGCAAGUGAAUAUUAUCCAGAACAGAAUGUUGCUUCUUACGAUUAUGAAUCGUAUGGUCAAUGCUACUGCUGCUACAGCACUACCUGUUAUAAUGCCCAGCACUGGAGCUCCUAUUAUGCCGGUUCAACCUACUAUAGCCCAGAUUCCACCAGUUCAAGCCCAAGCUCUCAAGCCAAUGGCCAAUAUUGGCAAAACAGCCAGCACACCACUUCGCACAGUCAAUGCUAG